CAGCGCGUGGAGGAGAGCGCAAGCGCCAGUUGAAAAGAAGAGGCGGGGGUGGUGACGCUUGGGAGAGAGGCUCCAUUGCUUCGCCCACCUUUUCCCAGAUAAGCCAAUGGGAACUAGAGUUUACGUUUACGUAAUUCUUCCUAGCAACUAAGGGCAAAUUCUGUACGGUACCAGGUUCUCCCUUUCCAUUCCCUGCUGGUGCCUUGUUUGUAUAGGAUAGUGAGAGCUCUGGUUUAUGCGUUUCUCUGACUGUGGCUGGCCCGCGCAAUUGGAACUUUUUCUCAACAUGCAGCCCUCGACCCCAGCUGCAUUCACAGCCCUUACCCUGUCUGCCUGCCUUUUUGCCGCUGACCCCACAGCUGUUCGGGGGCAAGGUUCCCCGGUGCGCGUGGGGGCUGACUGUGAAGUAUGUAAAGAAUUUCUGGAAAGAUUCUACAGCUCCUUAAUAGCCAAAGGUGUUGACUUUUCUCAGGAAACCAUAGAAAAUGAAUUAAUCAGCAUUUGUUUAGAUUCCAAAGGAAAAGAAAAUCGACUGUGCUAUUAUCUCGGAGCAACAAAUGAUGCACCUACAAAGAUCCUAAGUGAAGUCACUCGCCCCAUGAGUGCCCACAUACCAGCAAUAAAGAUUUGUGAGAAGCUGAAGAGGAUAGACAGUCAGAUCUGCGAGCUUAAAUAUGAGAAGAAGUUGGACUUAGAAUCAGUGGAUCUGUCGAAGAUGAGAGUAGCUGAGCUGAAAAAGAUUCUCAACAGCUGGGGAGAAGAGUGCAAGGCAUGCAUAGAAAAAGCAGACUUAGUGGACCUCAUUAAAAAGUUGGCACCCAAGUACACAUCUACAAAUCCAAGAUCAGACCUUUGAUUGAAGUUUGAACAAAGUGGCUACAUUAGCAAAUCAUCAAGAUGAAUACCAUUCUGGCCUUAAACCAUGUGAAUUACAAGCUACUGAUCUAACCAGCUUGUGGUACAGGUAUCAUACUUGAAUACCCUGGUCUCAAAAUACAUUAUUUGUCUUUAUGAGUAAUGCUACCAGUGCUAGAUGCCUUAUAUUUACUGUGUAUACAAAUGUCACGAUCCUUCCAAAGGUAUCAAUGUUUUGGCUUACUUUCCCUUCUCAUAACUUAUUCCUAAGGUAUGUGGAAAGCAUUACCUUCCUCCUGUCUUAGAGAGGGGAAAAUUGAGGCAUUCAAAAGUCAUUACAGGGUUUAUCAGUACUGACCAAAGAGGCCUUGUUCCCAUUUUGACAUUAACCAUUAGUCUUAAGUACUGGAUUUAGAAAAAAAGAGAGUCAAUUUUUCUUUUAAAAAAUCCACUUUAUUUCAUAAUCACUUUGAAGACAAUUUCAAAACCCUGGUCAGAGUUUCACAAAUAUUGAGUGUCCUUACAUUUAAAAUCUGUAUAUAACUGUAAUAUGCCUUUGAUAUGUUUGAUCUCCAAAAUAGCAGAUUUGGAGGAGCAGCUUUAAAAUUAUUUUCCUCAGCUCAUGGCCAAAUCAAAGAGGCCUAGAAUAAUUAAAUAAAAAUAAAUGUUAGGUUGGAUAUGUGUAACAAGACUGGGAAAAAUCAAUCAAUAUUUGUCUUAUUCACAGAACCAAACCAUUUAGUUUUUUGCUCUUCAUUGUCACUACUUAGAUAUAGUUUUUAAAAAUAUGCAGCACGUGUGUCUUAGCAAUUCAAUGAUUUAAAAAUAUAAAUGACAUUCAUUUUAAAUCUUGUUCACAUUAUUUUUUCAAUAAAUACUUUUCAUUCAUUCCUAUUCUCAGUGAUAGGAAUACCAGUAGCAGUCCUACCCCAUUGGAACAGUUCAUUAAAAUACUGUUUUUUUUUAAAAAAUCUACUUAGCAAGAUGAUGCACUGCAUUUUUGCCAUUGCUCUUUGGCAAUGUGGCUCAGUGCCUGAAUUUAAAUUCAGGACAACACCACUUCACAGUAGUAAAGUAUAUUGUAACAAAUAUGUCAUGUUUGCAUAAAUAUCCUUUCAAAAUUUUUUUAAAUUAAUCUGUCCCUUAUAUUGCCCACUCCUUACCUCCCAAUGAGCAAAUAAAAAACUAAAAACAUAAAUCUUUCAAUGCAUAGCUGCUUAAUCCAGCAGAAAAAUUCCCACUGGCCAUGUUUAGGUGUACUUUUGACAUGAGGUUAAAUCAUUGACUUUUAUUGUGGAGGCAUAAGCUUCUAAAUGCCAUUUUAUGAAUUUUAGUGUACAAAAUCUUAGUUCACUUAAUUAUCAGCAUAAAAAUAAGAAAACUACUGUAAAAUUGU
This is a messenger RNA of Phascolarctos cinereus (koala), 2251 nucleotides long. It is a transcript of the gene CDNF, whose product is annotated as cerebral dopamine neurotrophic factor. The record is from RefSeq and is a predicted model, not a curated record. Gene Ontology annotation, biological process: neuron projection development; dopaminergic neuron differentiation. Gene Ontology annotation, cellular component: endoplasmic reticulum. Lineage: Eukaryota; Metazoa; Chordata; Mammalia; Diprotodontia; Phascolarctidae.